AAAGCUCCCUUUUAAUAGGCAAUACUAAUCAAUGAAAUACGAAGCCGGCAUUGCGAACGUGGUUGCCGCAUAGCUAGCUUUGCAAAGCAACGAACGAAUGUGGCCGAGCAAACAAAGGGGUAAUGCGCCCGCAUCUCUCCCUGGGAAAGAGAGGCACACUUAAGGGAGUCAAAAAGAGACAGCAAAGGAGCGAGUGUGCAAUAUAUGCGUGGAUCUAUACAGUGCGAGAGGGAAAAAAGUGCGCAGAAGAAGAAGUUAAAGAAGAAGAAGAUACGAGAGAGAAAGAAAGAGAAAGGGAGCGUGAGAGGUACAAUAUUUUUCUGGAUGGGAUAUUUAACGCAUUGGCUAGGUCAGUAACCCGUAGCACGGGCCCCACUGAUUGGACGGCUUGGAUUCUUUGCCACGAAUUCACGAGUAGUCAUUGGUUGAAGCGGGCCCUGGACCUAUCCAAGACAAAACCCAGAGCGCAGGCACGCAGGUCUGCUUUGUGGCGUGCAUUGCAAGCGUGUGUGUUCUCUUCGGUUAUCCGAGACGAUACUCGCUCGUAAUGCAUCACUACUGCAGGGAGAAGAUUCCGGAUAGACCGUUUAAUUUAAAUAAAAAAUUCAAAGUUUCUCUGAAUUUGUGAUAGAUUUAGCUUUACAGUAUGUAGGAUAUUUUAAAAAUAUUAAUUUUUGGGUAUUUGGCAGCUGUUUAAAGGAAAAAGUCAAUUUUUAGGGCGAAAUUUUUUCAAAAAAUCUAUUGUAAAAAAAACAAACCAAAAAGAAAUCCGCUAUGUACUCUAAAGCAUUAGUAAAUGACGAACAAAAAAAACUUCGGCCGAAGUCAAUGCGAUCAAAACUG
This is a messenger RNA of Leptopilina heterotoma, 843 nucleotides long. RefSeq lists its product as uncharacterized. Bases 123 to 548 code for a protein of 141 amino acids. The record is from RefSeq and is a predicted model, not a curated record. The transcript has 2 exons. NCBI's taxonomy places the organism in Eukaryota, Metazoa, Arthropoda, Insecta, Hymenoptera, Figitidae.